Molecule: messenger RNA, 1152 nt
Organism: Trypanosoma grayi
Lineage: Eukaryota; Euglenozoa; Kinetoplastea; Trypanosomatida; Trypanosomatidae
Product: glycerol dehydrogenase
Exons: 1
Coding region: 1-1152 (383 amino acids)
Cellular component (GO): cytosol
Molecular function (GO): oxidoreductase activity, acting on CH-OH group of donors; metal ion binding
Source: RefSeq, a predicted model, not a curated record
AUGCUGCGCUUCUCUGUUCUGCGCCGCUUCACCGCCACGGGCAGGAUUCUAUCCCAGCAAUGCGUCGGCGUCACAACUUCCAUCUUCCCUGGUCGGUAUGUGCAAGGCCCGGGCGCCAUGAACCUGUUGGGUGAGGAGCUUGCACGCUUGGGUAAGAGGGCUCUUGUGCUGCAGCCUCCCUCUGUUUCGAUGGGAUAUGGGCCGAGGCUUCAGAAGGUGCUGGAAGGGAAGGUGGACGCUGUGAUGGAGGCUUUUCGGGGGGAAAGCUCUGAUGAGGAGAUCAAUCGCCUCUGCAAGAUCGGAUCUGUGGACGUGGUUGCUGGCAUUGGAGGCGGAAAAACGGUGGACACCGCCAAAGCGGUCGCAUACCAACUAAAAGUCCCUGUUGCGGUGAUGCCAACGGUGGCGUCUACGGAUGCCCCAUGCAGCGCUCUUUCCGUCAUAUACAAGACAUCAGGAGAAUUUGACCGCUACCUGAUCUUGCCACACAACCCUAACGUGGUGCUCGUUGAUAGUGACAUUGUUUCCAGGGCCCCUGUGCGCCUCCUCGUAUCGGGGAUGGGCGAUGCCCUUGCCACAUGGUUUGAGGCGGAGUCGUGCGCUGUGAGUCGCAGGUGCAACUUGACGGGUCGCCUCAGCUCCCACACGGCCCUCGGCCUCGCUCGUCUUUGCUACGACACGCUGCUUCAGUACGGCGUUCUGGCCAAGGAAGCCUGUGCAAAGAAGACAAACUCCCCCGCGUUGGAGCGUGUUAUUGAAGCCAACACACUCUUGUCUGGUCUUGGAUUUGAAAGUGGCGGGCUUGCUGGGGCGCACGCCAUUCACAAUGGCCUCACACAGCUCCCAGAGGCGCACAACAUGUGGCAUGGUGAGAAGGUCACCAUUGGCUUACUUGCCUCGCUCACGCUAACCGACAAACCGCCUCAGGUAAUUGACGAGGUAUACAGCUUCUGUGAGAGCGUUGGGCUGCCAACGACGCUUGCAGACAUUGGGUGUAGUAAAAUGAGUGACGAGGCCCUCAUGAAGGUUGCAGAGACAGCGUGCGCACCGGGGGAGACAAUUCACAACGAGGCGGGUAUUGUGACACCGGAGGCCGUAAUGAAAGCACUGCGAGCGGCCGAUGCGAUUGGUUGCGCUCGAAAGCGCCAGUAG